Molecule: messenger RNA, 826 nt
Organism: Tarenaya hassleriana
Lineage: Eukaryota; Viridiplantae; Streptophyta; Magnoliopsida; Brassicales; Cleomaceae
Exons: 1
Coding region: 96-671 (191 amino acids)
Source: RefSeq, a predicted model, not a curated record
CCUCAAUAACCCAAAACCAACAUUUACUUACAAAGUAAAAAACCGCCUCUCUCUCUCUCUCUCUCUCUCUCUCUCGUUCUUACACAGUGAAGAAAAUGGUGGGUUCUUUAUCUCACUGGUUCGAGGGGCUUCAAAGAAUGUCCAAGAACGAAGGAGGAGCAAAACCAGUUUACAGAGACGACUUAAACAAAAAGGCCAACCGAACAGAAGAUUCACCGAUCACGAACAAGCCUCUUCGCGAGAAAGAGGGUUUGAAACCCAUUCGCAGAAAUACCGCGACCAAGAAGAAGACCCACAAGGUCGUGAGGUUCGCCGACGAACACACCACGAUAAAGCCUCUGCCCGAGGAAGAAGGUCUCGAGCCACGUAAGGUCGUGAAUUUCCAUGUCGAGACAUUACGUCAUCAGAAAGAGGGUCUCGUGGUAGAGGAGGAGGAGGAGGAGAAAAAGGAGGUUAUUAGGGUUAAGAUCAAGAUGAAGAAGCUCGAAGCUGAACGGUUACUGUCCAAACGCAACCAAAACGGCGGCGUUUUGGAAUUCCGACACGUGGCGGACCAAAUUGCCACCCUCCCCGUUCACCACGUUCACGUCGCGACGGUUUUGGUCGCUUGUAACAAGAACGAUAAUGGAGGAGUAGGAGCCGGUUCUGAUUAUAACAAGUAUUUCAAAUAAAAAUCAAUAUAAUAUUUAACCAGAAAACCAGAAAAAAAAAUCAAUAUAAUAUAAGUUCUGCGUGUUUUUUUAAAACAAAAAAAAAGGGACUAGGAGCUUUUGUGGGAGAUUUUGUAUUAAAUAUAUUUAAGAGUAACAGUUUUAUAAAUAUAUAU